CUGCAAAUAAAGGGAAGAAAUCAGACAGUCGCCAUUCUAAGAUGGAUGGUCCGGAACUGUCUAAAGAAGAAAAGCUUCGUCUCAGGAAAGAGAAGAGACAGCAGAAGAAAAGCAAGGAAAAGGGAGCUCUGGAAGCAGCUAAGGAGUUACAGGGGAGCGCCCCAGAAAAAGAUGCCCAGCCUGUCGCCCCACUACACGUCACACAGCCUGCAACAUCGCAAGUCCCUGUGGUGCCUGGCACCGAUGCACCAGCUGCAGUAGGAAAGAGCAAAUCUGAUCUACGGGCAGAGAGAAGAGCCAAACAGGAGGCCGAGCGGCAAAUGAAACUGCAAAAGAAAAGUGACCAGAGCUUGGGACCUGGGCAGGUGAAGGUCAAGGCUGUGCCCAGUGAAGGGCAGACAGUGAAGCGGCUGCCUGAGCACGUUCAAGUGGACGAUCCAGCAGCACAAAAAAAACUGGCCAAGAAGCUCGAGCGGCAGCAGGAGUCACAGAGUGAGCACAGCACUCGCGCUCAUGACAAGCAGGUUCCUCUCCGUAAGGAUUAUGGCAGUAAAGUCAGCAUGUUCUCUCAUCUGCACCAGUACAGCCGCAGACUACCGCUAACCCAGCAGAUGAGUAUACCUUCCUCUGUGAUACACCCGGUUGUGGUCAGACUUGGCCUUCAGUACUCACAAGGCAUCAUCAGCGGCUCCAACUCUCGGUGCAUUGCGUUACUGCACUGCUUCAAACAGGUCAUACAAGAUUACGCAACACCUCAGCAUGAGGAGCUGUCACGAGAUCUUGUCAACAAGCUAAAACCCUAUAUUAGUUUCCUCAAUCAGUGCCGACCGCUCUCUGCCAGUAUGGGAAACGCCAUCAAAUACAUUAAGAAGGAGAUAUCCAAUAUCGGCAGCAACAAAGGAGAAGAGGAGGCAAAGUCUUUGCUACUGACUUGUAUUGACCGUUACAUUCAUGAGAAGAUACACCUGGCCGCUCAAGCCAUCUCCAAGUCUGCAGCUGAGAAAAUCAGCGAGGAUGACGUUAUACUUGUCUAUGGAUUCUCAUCGCUGGUAACUUGCAUACUGCGUGAUGCUCGCAAGAAUGGAAAAACAUUCCGUGUGAUUGUAGCUGACAGCCGACCGCGUCUAGAGGGGCGAGAGACCUUGCGCCGACUUGUGAGCUGCGGCAUCCAUUGCACUUACAUAAUGAUAACUGCAGUCUCGUACAUCCUGCCGGAGGUCUCUAAGGUGUUCCUUGGGGCACAUGCCCUGCUGGCAAACGGAUAUGUCAUGUCCAGGGUGGGCACCUCACAGAUUGCACUGGUUGCUAAGGCUCACAACGUGCCCGUGCUGGUGUGCUGUGAGACGUACAAGUUCUGUGAGAAGGUUCAGACCGAUUCCUUUGUGUCUAAUGAGCUGGAUGAUCCCGAUGACCUGAUAGUUACACGGAAGGGUAAGUGUCCAUUAAAGGAUUGGGAGAAGAAGAAAUCACUACGACUUUUGAAUUUGGUAUAUGAUGUCACACCUCCUGACUUAGUGGACUUGGUGAUCACGGACCUUGGUAUGAUCCCCUGCACUUCUGUACCGGUGGUUCUUCGAGUCAAAAGUGGAGAGCAAUAGCUGCUGGGAAGACAAAGUUAAUUUGGGACUUAGAUCUUAAAUAAACUUUCCUUGAUCUCAUUGGGAUUUGAUGGAUUUCUGUGUGUCUGUGGCUCACUCUCUCCAGAGCUGCGGCAUUGUGGGUAGCCGACCUCUGCGACUUUGUCCUUUUACGAUUAGCCAUGUUGUUAAAUGAAUAUUUGCUUCAGGUUCCCCUUCCUGCUUUACAGAUAUCUGUAUAUGGUGGGAUCUGAAUAGCAAACCCAUUGGGGUUUUCAUGUCUUUAUUAUGAAACAGUGGUCUGCAACCCCCCACAGUCUGUAAGUUUGCCCCAUUCAGUUUACAGCUGAGUUAAUAGAGCAAACCUGAAAUUAACUGCCCUCCCACACCCCUUAGGGAAUCCACUGAAUAUUAUUUAUAGACGAGAUAACUUUAUAUACAUUGAAACAAAAUGUUUCACAUUGUUUUACAAAAAGUAGCAACAGCAGCAAUCAGCUUGAUUUAUUUUAUGCUAAAUUUUAUUUAAAAUAUAAUUCCACCAGUCAUUUACAUACCACAUGGGCAGUAAACACUGCAGUUUUGCAAUAAAUUUACAUAUUACAUGAUGGUUUGGAUUUACACCUUGUUUGCUGCGAUUGAUUUCAGUAUCCCAAGCCUACUCACCAUUUGCCUUAUUUAGAAGAAGACACCUAAACCUGUUUCUGCAGUAGACAAAACUAGCCAACGUUCAUGUUUUCUGUUUUAGCAAAACUUGCUGAGACAGAUUUGUGGCAGGGUUAGGUUUGUAAAGGCUGCCAUGCGUGAGUUGAGAUUUUUUUAGACUUACAUUAGAGGAAGAUGGAGGAAAAUGAAUAAUGAAAGCAUAUUACAAACUUGUACUGUGCAUAAUUAAACAUUUUAUAUUACAA
Molecule: messenger RNA, 2485 nt
Organism: Bombina bombina (fire-bellied toad)
Lineage: Eukaryota; Metazoa; Chordata; Amphibia; Anura; Bombinatoridae
Gene: EIF2B4
Product: eukaryotic translation initiation factor 2B subunit delta
Source: RefSeq, a predicted model, not a curated record